AUGACACGAAGUCAAAAUAAACCACCGCCGAAGACGGCUGGCCAAUCAAGAUCGAGUUUGAAAGGUCGCAUCCCAGCUGCGUUACGAGAUUACUUCCCUUGUGACGGCAUUUACAAAGUAUUAGCAUGCGAUUUUGGUACCGGAAACACAUGCAUAAACCAUGACAACAUCCAGGUCGAGUCGGGGGAGUUCACGAAUUUGGAAAGCAUCAAGCCAACCCAUUUUUAUCGCUAUUCCAAUAAUCCAAAUCAGCGACCGGAGCUCACAACAGAAGUCCCAACUAUAUGCGCUCAUAUCCCUGGCGAAACUGAUGAAUCCAAAGCUCAACAUGGAUACGAAGUCGACCCUGUAGGUGAUGAGACUGGUGCAGUGGUUGUUGAUAGGAUCAAGGAGGCAUUGUAUUCUGGACCAGAAACAGAAGACAAAAAAGAGGCUCUCAGAAAUUUUGCACUCAAGAUUCCUUAUCUUAGGACUCGAUAUAGUGAUACUGAGCUGGAAGCUAACCCAGAGAUCUGGAUGCUAGCUGAUUACAUCGCUUGGCUUGCGCAGCUGGUGACAUCAAACAUUGUUAAAGACAAUCUUAAAGGAGAUUUAAUUUGGGUUUUUACCAUUCCAUCUAAUUGGAAUAAGGAUAGCAUUACAUUGUAUACUUCUGCUCUCGAUGCUUCUCCGGUUCUUAUUGGCAGAUAUAUGCUGCAAUCAGAGAUAGAGAGUUCCAUCGCAGGACUGAUACACCAAUCCCCAGAGCAAUCAGGAAUGAUGGAUGGCGAUGUUUUCUUUACAUUUGACGUUGGUAAAGGGACAUCUGAUUUCAGCAUCUGUCGUCAGAUAUCUAGUGAUCCGACUCAAGUUGAAGAAAUCAUGCCACCCGCCGCAUUGUUUGCAGGGUCGAGGACUGUUCUACAGCUUUGGGAGUCGCACAUCUAUAACCAAUGUAAGAAAGAGUCAAAAGAUCUCGAUUACUUUGAAUCGGACCUAGCCAAUUUAAAAACGAGUUUUGUCAGAAGUAUGCAUGCGUACACAGGACAGUCUGGGAAGGAAGUUGAUAGGGCGUAUCGCAUCUGUGGACAAAGGAUCACAGUUACAAGAGAUCAAAUGAAAUCUUGGUUCGAUGAAUGGAGGCGUCUCACUACAACUUUCCUCACCGAACAUGCGACAAUCGUGGCUUAUGGCGCCAUAAUCCGGGCAGUCACAUCUGUUAUGUCGAUUAGAAAAAGCCAUUACUGGAUAGGCCUUGCAAGGAAGGAAUACUAUGAUAAGAAAAAGCACGCCAAUUUGCCUCAAGCAGAUAUUGUGAAUGACUGUAUUAUGAAUGAAAAUGGCAAGAUGAAAAAAGAAAAGCAAGUAAAGACCAUUCAGUGGUGGGCCCAACCACUGCCCUUUAUUAAAAUGUCGGAAUUCUUUAAUGAAGAGGGAUCUGUGGCAAACCAAGUCAUAGAUUACAAAGUGCCUAUAAUGGUAUUUGUUUGUUCAAGUGUGAACACAUCGCAAGUGAUGGAUAACGACAAAGACGACAUCGCGAAUAGUGGUGCUGGGAAAAGAGGUUGGUCAUAUCAGAGUACAAGGCCUAAAAUAGAGGAAACCGACUUCGAAAUCGACUUCAGUCCUAGCAUCCCCAAUCCCUUACUUAUCGCUAGCGAAUUGGUUCCAGUCAAUGGAUUCUACAAUGUUAAUUGGUCCAUUUUUGCCGAAACCACAGGCAUUGGGAUUGACUUUUGGUGUGCCGUUCGUUCGAAUGAUCAAGACUUGAACAAUGUCAAUGAUAUUCAAAUGAAUACGCGAAUGGUAUACCGAGUUUUAUAUACGGAUCUCGUCGGAGUGAUACAGCAAUCUUAUGUUGUUGAUGAUGAUGGGACCGUGGAGCAGAACGACGAAGACAACGAAGCUAUACCAAAAGGAAUGAAAGAGAAAGAGACUGAUAAUGAUAACGAUAAACGAAAAGUUGAGCAACUCAACUCCAAGAACGAAGCACCUUUUCCAGGUCUCAUCGCACCACGCCCAACCUCAAACUUCGUUGCCCUCCAUAAUACAAAGGCAGCAGCGAUAUCAAAUAGCAACAAACGACAGGGAUCUGAGCAGCUAGAAGAGCAACCCAAAAAGAAAAGGGCUAAAAACUCAACUCUAUCUUCUCAAUAUGCAAAUGCGAGUGAUGAACCUUUAAUACAACCGCAAGUUGAGAACAGAACGGUGAAGGAUACAUUAGCGCCUACCAUUUUGGACCCAGAAGUCCAGUCUCCAAGCUCAAAAUCUUUGGAAAAACAACUCGAGAAAUCGCAAUCAGAGACGGAUGAGGAUGUAGAAGAGGAAGGUAUUCUUAUCAAUCCCGAAACUCUAUUGAAAAAUAUUUCCGAUUCGAAUGAGACUACAGGAAAGCCAGAUAGGGAAGAUUUUGAAGAUGAGGACGAGUAUGAUGCUGCAAUGUCGGAAUAUAUCGAUCAACUUCAACGCGAGGAAUUAACCAGGCUACAAGCAGGCUGCGACUCUGAAGCAUGUAUGCAUUUCAACGAGCAAAUUUGGAUUCAAGUCUGCCAGUUUAUCCAUCAUAAGCCCACUCUAAAGAAACCAGUAUACUGUGUUAAGGUACCUGGCGGUUUUGGGCAUCAACUACUACCUUGUCAACUUCAUGGUGUAUGGUAUAGUCUUCGUCAAAUUCAUGGAAUUGCAGGGUCCAUUUUUCUAUGUCACAUUAUGGGUAUUGGAAAAACCACUAUAGCACUCGCGAUCCACUGGAUUCAACACAUCUUCAAUAUGAUGUGGGCUGAUAUAUGUGCUAAUUCGAAGGCCCAUGCUGUACAUGGCGAAUGCCCCGCCAAUAAGCAGAUGUAUAGAACAUAUGGCUUCGAUUGCCCUUGCUCUUCUGACAGUACAAACCACUGGUUGAAGGAGAGACUAGGUGUUACUGUUGCUCUCGUUCCCCUCGGUCUUUUGAAUGUUUGGAAGGCCGAGCAUAUACAAUGCUUCAAAGGCAUUCCUGAUCAAAUUUUGGUCAAAGCACAUGGUACUUCUAAUGCUAGUGGAGGUGAUCAAUUGAAUGAUAGUACGCAGGAUCUAUUAGAAGGUGAAGAGGUUAUUCAGGAAGAAGUCUACCAAAACGAUGAAGAUGAAUCUUUGCAGGAGUCCGAAAAGCCGAAAAAGCCGUCAAUUUAUAAACCACGCCUCCAAAAUGGGCAUGUAUUUGUCAUUACCACACCAGACUCAUUUGCCAGCCAGUUCUUGAAUAAAUUUCAGCAUACAAAGACAUGGUGGUACCAGCCACCAGGUAAAGAAGCUACCAAUAAAAAAGGGGAAAGCUAUAUUACCAAACCCCAGCGACAAAAGCGGGAAACACCAGCUUAUCAGUCAUGUAUUGUUUCUCUUCUGUUCAAAGAUGAAUUCCAGCUUCGAAGGACAGAAUCUAUUAGAGCUAUCCAGGAUGUUCAAAGGCGACAAUAUAUCAAGAACGAAGCGAAAUUGCUACAUGAUUGUAGACAUGAAGUUUAUCACCGAAUCGCAUUAGUAUUGUUAAGUGGUACGCCUUUGAUGACAGGACCAUUGGAUAUUUCCGGUUUUGUUCAAUUGAUGUGUUGCGAUCGCUGGAGGAAGGAUGCAGUUUUGCAAAAUUGGAUGCAUAACGAGUUGCAGGAUCUUGGUGAAAGAUGGAAGAAAUGGACUGAUAGCAGGUCUAUCAAUACUCAAAAUAUCUCUCAUGAAAUAACUCAGAGGUUUAGUCCAUUGGUAGAGAAUCUUAUGAUUCGAUGGACUACGAACAGCGAUCUUCUUGGUGAAAAACCUGUUAUUGUACCACGAAAUCUCUACUCCGAUAUCAAAUGCGAUAAUGGACCAUACUGGACUCCUAGGGUUGACUCUCUUGGUCAAGAAGAAUCUAAGAGAUUAGAGAAGAGAGAAAAGAUACGUCGAGCGAGAUAUCAAGUGAGAUAUGGCUAUCUCAAAGGAUAUAAGUCAUUAGACAAGACUAAUAUUAACAUCUACUAUCGUUCUCGGUUAUGCGCAUCCUUCCCAAAACUCAUGGAUCUUACCGAUGACGAAGGCAUACCGUUGAAACUGACAGAGGGUGAAUGGGUAACGAAAAGCACAGGCAAAGACCCAGAAUGGAAACAGGAGACAGAUACCGAUCCAUACUUCAAAAAUUUGAAGGAAAUUGUUGCAUCUUCGGGCAAGCUUCGUGAGAUUGAGAAAAAGAUCAACAAAUACAAAUACUUUAGGGAUGCUGAAAAGAAGUUGGCACGACAAAUCUUUUGUUCCUAUUUCUUUGCGGGUGCCUACAUUAUGUAUCUGUGGAUGAUACACAUCCUUAAAAUCGAACCUAUGGAUAUUAUUUUCUUAUACAAGCCUAUGGGUCAAGCGAAAAUCAACGCUGCAUUAGCAAAAUUUUAUAUUGAUGUCGAUUCCAAAAUACCAGCCGAGGAUCAGCGAACCGCCAGAUACAUUGUUUCGACUAGUUCAUCCUUUGCCGUAGGGCUGACUCUAGCAUCAGCGAUAUCGGUUGCCUUCUUAGAGCCUGACUACCAUGCAGAUACUGUGGCUCAAGGAUUUCAUCGGCAUUGUCGCCAGGGUAAUAAAAAUUUGGAUCAUGGUGUAGAGUCCUGGAUGUUUAUGGUUGAGGAUAAUAAGGUGGAGGCGAGGAUAUUCGAUGUCAACAAUCUACGCAAGCAAAUUAUCAGCGCAGCGGAACGUAAAGUCGAUGAUAUUGCGAAGAAAGAUAAGCAGAAAGACCUCAAAUCCUCUACUGCCAAAGAUGGUAACAAUUCUACUGCUUCGACUGCUGUUCAUACAUAG
This is a messenger RNA of Sclerotinia borealis F-4128, 4776 nucleotides long. NCBI's taxonomy places the organism in Eukaryota, Fungi, Ascomycota, Leotiomycetes, Helotiales, Sclerotiniaceae. The record is from the annotation of a GenBank genome assembly.